GAUGCCGAGCUUUCUACUGUCGAGUCAUUCCUCACUCUAAGCUCUUCCUCGAACAUGCCUUUGUUCUGAUGCCCUUGUCAAACGAGGAGGAUGAUGAGGUCGGGGGUGAGUCUGAGGUCAUGAGGGAAUAUCCCCCUCCCCCUGCUAUCAUCCCUAUAAGUGACGGGGACAAGGAGGAAGGUGAUGACCCUUUUCCCGCGCUUCGAGAGGAUGUUCUGGGAACCCGCAACUCUUACAGAACUUUGGGUUUAGGUCGUUACUGGGGACUUGGUAGAGUCUGA
Molecule: messenger RNA, 281 nt
Organism: Ilex paraguariensis (yerba mate)
Lineage: Eukaryota; Viridiplantae; Streptophyta; Magnoliopsida; Aquifoliales; Aquifoliaceae
Source: the annotation of a GenBank genome assembly